Molecule: messenger RNA, 730 nt
Organism: Bursaphelenchus xylophilus (pine wood nematode)
Lineage: Eukaryota; Metazoa; Nematoda; Chromadorea; Rhabditida; Aphelenchoididae
Source: the annotation of a GenBank genome assembly
AUGCGAGAGCCGGCUUCGCGAAAGAAAUUGGAAGAUCCGGAAGCUGCAAGGCUUGGGCGUGAUGAGAUGGCUGAGAAAGUAAAGAAAUAUAGUUUAACGGACGUUACAAGUAAGAAGAGUUAGAUUCUCCCUUUUUUCUAUAAGUUACAAGGGUCUAACGGUAAUUUGCUGCAGUUAGAGACUAAAUAAAUAUGUUGUAAUAGACAGAUCUUGCCUUACAAAGGCUAUAUUUGAAUAUAAACCAAAUAUAAGUGACUCAUCUUAUCCACAAAAGCAAAUACAUCAACUAAAAUCAAGCUCAAACCCUCAUUUGACCCAAGCUCAACCCGCCAGCCCCCUAAUCCAACCUCCUCCCACUACGGUACGAGGAUCCCAAAUCUCUCCGUUUAAGGGCGAGACGAGAGCGGUCUUGUGAGGAGGGGACGGUGUCUUGUUGGCCAAGUCUUCGCCCCUCGGGCCCUCUCCGUGGUCUAUUCUUUUUUUUUUGUCAAUACCUGUGCAAAUAACACUCACACCAGCGGCGGACCCGGUCCUCGCCUCGCAUCUCCUGCCUUGGACGGGGAUUGGAGAAAAGAAAAGAGGCCGAUAUUUUCAUAAGGCCGAAGAUAAAGGAAGCGUCCUCCGAAGGGAUGGAUGUACAGAUGCAGGAGGACACAAAGAGGCAGGACGCCCCUCAGGCGAUAUUAUGGAUGCACAUCCGGACUUGGUUUCCCUUCACAAAUCCUUAUGA